This is a messenger RNA of Calypte anna (Anna's hummingbird), 533 nucleotides long. It is a transcript of the gene RPS20, whose product is annotated as ribosomal protein S20. Lineage: Eukaryota; Metazoa; Chordata; Aves; Apodiformes; Trochilidae. Gene Ontology annotation, cellular component: ribosome; cytosolic small ribosomal subunit. Gene Ontology annotation, molecular function: RNA binding; structural constituent of ribosome. The record is from RefSeq and is a predicted model, not a curated record. The transcript has 4 exons. Gene Ontology annotation, biological process: translation. The coding region runs from base 133 to 492 and encodes 119 amino acids.
CUCUCGGCCGCCUCCGCUCCUUCCUCUCCCCGCGCCGUCCGCCGCCGCCUCCUCCUGGCUCACCGCUGUUCGCUGGGCCCCGCGCCGCUCCUCGCCCGGGAAUAAGUCGGUCAGGAAGGCUCCGCAGCCGCCAUGGCGUUUAAAGAUACUGGCAAAGCACCUGUGGAACAAGAGGUAGCAAUUCAUCGCAUCAGAAUUACUUUGACAAGUCGCAAUGUAAAAUCACUUGAGAAGGUCUGUGCUGACUUGAUCAGAGGUGCUAAAGAAAAAAACCUGAAGGUGAAAGGACCUGUUCGCAUGCCCACCAAGACUCUGCGAAUCACUACCAGGAAGACACCUUGUGGUGAAGGAUCCAAGACCUGGGAUCGUUUCCAAAUGCGUAUCCAUAAGCGCCUCAUUGACUUGCACAGCCCUUCUGAGAUUGUGAAGCAGAUCACUUCCAUCAGCAUUGAGCCAGGUGUAGAAGUUGAAGUCACCAUUGCUGAUGCCUAAGUGAUGGUCAUCCUUGAAUAAAGCCGAUUUACAAGUUUUCA